Messenger RNA from Aspergillus niger, 1239 nucleotides. RefSeq lists its product as uncharacterized. The transcript has 6 exons. Lineage: Eukaryota; Fungi; Ascomycota; Eurotiomycetes; Eurotiales; Aspergillaceae. The record is from RefSeq and is a predicted model, not a curated record. Bases 1 to 1239 code for a protein of 412 amino acids.
AUGCCGUCUAUCUCUGGGAAACUCUUUCUAUACAUUCCCCUGGAUAUUUCUGUCAAAGCUAUCGAGGUGAAAAUAGUAGGAAGCUUGAAAAUACCACGCCCUGAGAUCAUCGCGGGACCCUGCCAGGGUGGCACUACCGUAGAACGCAGCCAAACUUUGGCCUCGUCGAGAGACAACUCAUUCCGACUACCAAGGGGAAGGUAUGAGUUUCCGUUCGAGUUGCCUCUUGCCCGAGAAAUGAUGGAUACCGUCACUGGUGUGGGGCACGAGUAUCAUUCCUACGAAGUCCGGGGUGUUGUUCAUCGGCACUUCUAUUCAGAUAUCGAGUCGUCCUCUCCGCUUAGGAUUCAUCGGACCCCCAACGUCUUUUAUGCGAACCUGCUCGAUCAAGUCGUGCCGGUGAGUGUUUCUCCCACUACCCCCUUUCGCUUACCUCCCAGGAUAAUCGAAGAGCAUCUGAACGAGAGACUUAAUCUCCGAUACCGAAUCUCGAUCCCCAUGCACAUCCCUUUCGGAGCAAGCUUUCCCCUACAAGUCGAAUAUUCCUCGCUAUCGGACCAGCCGCAGAAAGGUCAAUCGCGAUCUGAUAUCCACCCCCGCAGCAUCACCAUCCACAUCACCGAGACCCAUGCCCUCAAAGUCACGCCCACAGCUUCGGAUGCAAUAAACUACAAUAACCCCCUACCUCUUAUUUUUCGGAAAGAGCAUGUCAUACUUCACCAGAGCUACACGGUCCAACCACCUGCAAGAGCCCUCUUGCCCGAGUCUUUAGACUUUGACUACUCUUCAACAAUACCCGUUCACCUUCCACAGGAUUUCCACGCCUGCACGCAAGACGUUCAGUCGGAGCUGAUCAAGGUGCAUCAUAAUCUACGUUACAACGUUGAAUUCGGACGCGAACGCGAGGACGAAACAGAGUCUUCGCAACAGAACAAGUCGCGAUGCGGUGUCAGCCUAAACGAACCAAGAACUAACCGUGCAAACUCCAAACACAGUUCACAGGGACCAUUCCGUUCGGAAUAUACAUGUCCCCAUACAGAGAGAGCAUUCUCAUCCCCAUCAUCUGUCAGGAAGUCCGCCAACCUAGCAGUAAAAGCAAGUAUAUCAGAGAGGAUUCUAAGAUAUUAUAAUUAUACGGACACUGAUGAAGAUGAAACUCGCGCUCGGGCAGAUACAAGCGCAGAGAUGGUGAUUAAGGCCAUGGAAGAGGCUGCGAUGCAAUUGUUGGAUAGGUCCUGA